AAGCGGCCACAAAACAUUCCUGGACAACUAGUCAGCUCGCUACCUGUACAACAAGAGAGAAAGGAGAUUGCAGCCUUUCAAGUUGUUUUUCAAGAAGAGAUGAAUUCAGAGAGUGUUCAAACAUUGGUACUAAAGAAUUUGCAUAUUUAGCGUUUGCAAACAUCUCUUCAGAUGCCUGGCUAGAUAGCCAGUCACUGGUUCCACUUGUUCUCUCGUUGCUGUGUCAUGAAAGACAACUCCAAUGGAGAGAGCAACAGGUCCCUCCAUAUUGUGCUUUGAUGAAUGUAAUAGGAUCAAGAAACUGCACCAAGUACUCCUGCAAUAACUGUGCUCAGUUUUUAUUGUAUAUUGAAGAUCAAUGGAGUGCUAAUGACACUGUAUCAUCUUCAGUUAUUGAUGAUGUACUGUCACUGGAGAGCUCUAGGAUUGCUCUUGCUCUGGCUGGAUUCGUGUACAUUAAAAACUCAACUGAAACUGAAGGUAAUCCAGUAAUGUCAGCAGGUGUCCCUCUUGCAUCAUGGAUAUGCUUAAUACUAGGAGUCAUAGUGUCUUCAGUAAUAUUCUUCAAACCAAUAUGGUGGGACAGAUGCCUAAAGAGGUUAAAGAAAAGUGACUGUUGUAACAGAUGAAGUCUUAUGUUUACAAGAAUGCAGAACUUUAUUUAAAUACAUCACAUUAAUGUAAUAUUGUUUAUUAUGAAUUGAACAUUAUCAAUUGUCUUUGAACCUAAAGUCUUGGAUUUAUAUAUUUCAUCAAUAAUUCUGAUA
Messenger RNA from Amphimedon queenslandica, 767 nucleotides. RefSeq lists its product as uncharacterized. The record is from RefSeq and is a predicted model, not a curated record. The transcript is spliced from 6 exons. Bases 279 to 629 code for a protein of 116 amino acids. Lineage: Eukaryota; Metazoa; Porifera; Demospongiae; Haplosclerida; Niphatidae.